Phyllostomus hastatus (greater spear-nosed bat) is the source of this 3392-nucleotide messenger RNA. It is a transcript of the gene ADAMTS18, whose product is annotated as ADAM metallopeptidase with thrombospondin type 1 motif 18. Bases 168 to 3320 code for a protein of 1050 amino acids. The transcript is spliced from 22 exons. Gene Ontology annotation, cellular component: extracellular matrix. Lineage: Eukaryota; Metazoa; Chordata; Mammalia; Chiroptera; Phyllostomidae. Gene Ontology annotation, molecular function: metalloendopeptidase activity. The record is from RefSeq and is a predicted model, not a curated record. Gene Ontology annotation, biological process: extracellular matrix organization; proteolysis.
GGCGGCAGCGGAUUAAACGACGGUACUUGGAAAAGAUGGUGCUUCAGAGACUCGGGGACCCAGGGUGCAGCAAUGUUUCUAUCAGGGAUUUAUCCGAAAUGACAGCUCCUCCUCCGUCGCUGUGUCUACUUGUGCUGGCUUGUCAGGUCUGAUAAGGACACAAAGAAAUGAAUUCCUCAUCUCACCAUUACCUCAGCUGCUGGCCCAGGAACACAACUACAGCUCACCUGCCGGCCACCACCCUCACAUACUGUACAAACGGACCGCUGAGGAGACGGUCCAGCGUUACCAUGGCUACCCGGGCUCCAGCCAGAAUUAUCCGGGUCACACCCCAAGACAUACUCCCCACACGUACCAGAGUCAAGAAACAGAGCAUCACCAUCAAAGGUUGCAAAAGCAGCAUUUUUGUGGACGACGCAAGAAAUGUAUAUGCCCCCAAGCCGCCCACAGAGGACACCUAUCUCAGGUUUGAUGAAUACGGGAGCACAGGGCGGCCCAGAAGAUCAGCUGGAAAGUCACAAAAGGGCCUGAACGUGGAGACCCUCGUGGUAGCAGACAAGAAAAUGGUGGACAAGCACGGCAAGGCCAACGUCACCACGUACAUCCUCACGGUCAUGAACAUGGUUUCCAGCCUAUUUAAAGAUGGGACCAUUGGAAGUGACAUAAACAUCGUGGUGGUGAGCCUCAUUCUUCUGGAACAAGAACCUGGAGGAUUAUCGAUCAACCAUCACGCAGACCAGUCUCUGAACAGCUUUUGUCAGUGGCAGUCUGCCCUCGUUGGGAAGAACGGCAAGAGGCAUGACCAUGCCAUCUUACUCACAGGGUUUGAUAUUUGCUCCUGGAAGAAUGAACCAUGUGACACUCUAGGGUUCGCCCCCAUCAGCGGCAUGUGCAGUAAGUACCGAAGCUGCACCAUCAACGAGGACACAGGGCUUGGCCUGGCCUUCACCAUCGCUCACGAGUCAGGGCACAACUUCGGCAUGAUUCACGACGGAGAAGGCAACCCCUGCAGGAAGGCCGAGGGCAACAUCAUGUCUCCCACGCUGACGGGAAACAACGGGGUGUUUUCAUGGUCUUCGUGCAGCCGGCAGUAUCUCAAGAAAUUCCUCAGUACACCGCAGGCUGGGUGUCUGGUGGAUGAGCCCAAGCAAACAGGACAGUAUAAAUAUCCGGACAAACUUCCAGGACAGAUUUAUGAUGCCGACACACAGUGCAAGUGGCAAUUUGGAGCAAAAGCCAAGUUAUGCAGCCUUGGUUUUGUGAAGGACAUCUGCAAGUCACUUUGGUGCCAUCGAGUGGGCCACAGGUGUGAGACCAAGUUUAUGCCCGCAGCGGAAGGGACCGUUUGUGGCUUGAGUAUGUGGUGUCGGCAAGGCCAGUGUGUGAAGUUCGGGGAGCACGGGCCCCGGCCCGUCCACGGCCAGUGGUCCGCCUGGUCAAAGUGGUCGGAGUGUUCCCGCACUUGCGGUGGAGGAGUCAAGUACCAAGAGAGACACUGCAACAACCCCAAGCCUCAAUACGGUGGCAAGUUCUGUCCGGGUUCUAGCCGAAUUUAUCAGUUGUGCAAUAUUAACCCUUGUCAUGAAAACAGCUUGGAUUUUCGAGCCCAGCAGUGUGCAGAAUAUAACAGCAAACCUUUCCGUGGAUGGUUCUACCAGUGGAAGCCCUACACAAAAGUGGAAGAGGAAGACCGAUGUCGACUGUACUGCAAGGCUGAGAACUUUGAAUUUUUUUUCGCAAUGUCCAGCAAGGUGAAAGACGGAACUCCUUGCUCCCCAAACAAAAAUGAUGUUUGUAUUGAUGGGAUUUGUGAACCAGUGGGAUGUGACCAUGAACUUGGCUCUAAAGCAGUUUCUGAUGCCUGUGGUGUUUGCAAAGGUGAUAAUUCGACUUGCAAGUUUUAUAAAGGCCUGUACCUCAACCAGCAUAAAGCAAACGAGUACUAUCCGGUAGUCACCAUCCCGGCAGGCGCCCGGAGCAUCGAAGUCCAGGAACUGCAGACAUCCUCCAGUUACCUCGCGGUCCGAAACCUCCAUCGAAAGUACUACCUAACCGGGGGCUGGAGCAUCGACUGGCCUGGGGAGUUCCUCUUCGCGGGGACCGUGUUUGAGUACCAGCGCGCCUUUAACCGCCCCGAACGUCUGUACGCACCGGGACCCACUAAUGAGACGCUGGUCUUUGAAGUUCUGAUGCAAGGCAAAAAUCCGGGGAUUGCCUGGAAGUACGCCCUGCCCAGGGCGGUGAACGGGACGCAGCCGGCACCGAAAAGACACGUCCACGCCUGGAGCACAGUGCGGUCCGCGUGCUCCGUCUCCUGCGGCGGAGGUUACAUAAGUGUAAAGGCCAUUUGCUUACGAGAUCAAAAUACUCAAGUCAAUUCCUCAUUCUGCAAUGCAAGAACCAAGCCAGCAACUGAACCCAAAGUAUGCAACGCUUUCUCCUGCCCUGCCUACUGGAAGCCAGGCGAGUGGAGCGUGUGCAGCCGGCCGUGUGCAGGGGGCCAGCAGAGCCGGAAGAUCCAGUGUGUCCAGAAGCAGCCCUUCCAGAAGGAGGCGGCCGUGCUGCACUCCCUCUGCCCGGUGAGCACACCCACCCAAGUGCAAGCCUGCAACAGCCACGCCUGCCCCCCGGAGUGGACCUCCGGGCCCUGGUCCCAGUGUUCCAAGACCUGCGGGCGAGGCGUGCGGAAACGCGCGGUGCUGUGCAGAAGCGCCUCCGCAGCGGAGGGCCUGCCGGACAGCCUGUGCGCAGGCGCCCCCAGGCCGGAGUCGCAGGAGGGCUGUGUCCUGGGCCGGUGCCCGAAGAACAGCCGGCUGCAGUGGGCCGCCUCCUCGUGGAGUGAGUGUUCCACGACCUGUGGUCUGGGCGUGAGGAAGAGGGAGAUGAAGUGCAGCGAGAAGACCUUCCAGGGAAAGCUGAUAACUUUCCCAGAGCGAAGGUGCCGCAACAUUAAGAAGCCAAACCUGGACUUGGAGGAAACCUGCAACCGAGGGGCCUGUCCGGCUCGUUCGGGGUACAGUGUGGCAGCUGGAUGGUACUCAUCGCCAUGGCAACAGUGCACAGUGACCUGUGGAGGAGGGGUCCAGACCCGAUCCGUCCACUGUGUGCAGCAGGGCCGGCCUUCCGCUGGUUGUCUGCUCCGACAGAAACCUCCAGUGAUGCGAGCCUGUAACACUAACUUUUGCCCAGCUCCUGAAAAGAGAGAGGAUCCAGCCUGUGUAGAUUUCUUUGGCUGGUGUCAUCUGGUUCCUCAACACGGUGUCUGCAACCACAAAUUUUAUGGCAAGCAGUGCUGUAAGUCAUGCACGAGGAAAAGCUGACCCCAGCCCACCCCCUGCUGCCCCUCCGGUGCCUGAGGGCCAGGGGCUCACCUUCCAGAUCCGUGGUGGCUG